Molecule: messenger RNA, 4845 nt
Organism: Salvelinus namaycush (lake trout)
Lineage: Eukaryota; Metazoa; Chordata; Actinopteri; Salmoniformes; Salmonidae
Gene: dcp2
Product: decapping mRNA 2
Exons: 11
Coding region: 248-1456 (402 amino acids)
Biological process (GO): nuclear-transcribed mRNA catabolic process, nonsense-mediated decay; deadenylation-dependent decapping of nuclear-transcribed mRNA
Cellular component (GO): P-body; cytoplasm
Molecular function (GO): manganese ion binding; 5'-(N(7)-methylguanosine 5'-triphospho)-[mRNA] hydrolase activity; RNA binding
Source: RefSeq, a predicted model, not a curated record
AUCAACAGUGUGGUGUUUCUACCUUUCUUUUUCGAUUGCGCGGUGUUGGAGUUUGUUUUUAGCGAGCUAACGUAGCUUACAUGUAUUUAUUUGUGUAAGUUUAGGGACAUUUGACGAACCUGGCAUACAUAGUUCGCCUUGAUUGAUCAAUAGAAUGCAUUGAUUCGAGAUUUAAGAAAAUAGUAGCUUUGCGCUGUUUAUUUUUCACCUCAUUGUUUCGCGAGUUCGGGAUGUUUUUAUCCUCAACAUGGAGACAAAAAGAGGGGAGAUUCCCAACGGUGUAUUGGACGACCUCUGCAGUCGAUUCAUCCUCCACAUCCCUAGUGAAGAGAGAGACAAUGCUAUCCGCGUGUGCUUCCAGAUCGAGCUUGCCCAUUGGUUCUACCUGGACUUCUGCAUGCAGAAUGCACCAGGAUUACCUCAGUGUGGGAUAAGGGACUUUGCCAAGGCUGUUUUUAAUCAUUGUCCAUUCCUGCUGCCCAAUGGGGAGGAUGUACAGAAGGUUCUAGAACAGUGGAAGGAAUAUAAGAUGGGUGUUCCAACCUAUGGUGCCAUUAUUCUAGAUGAGUCGCUUGACAAUGCUUUGCUGGUUCAGGGCUAUUUGGCCAAGUCAGGAUGGGGCUUUCCAAAGGGAAAAGUCAAUGAAGAUGAGGCUCCCCAUGUUUGUGCUGUACGAGAGGUUAUGGAGGAGACGGGUUUCGAUAUCAAAGAUCGCAUCUGCAAAGACACGUACAUCGAGCAAAAAAUCACUGAUCAGUUGGCCCGAUUGUACAUAAUACCUGGGGUACCCAAGGAGACGAAGUUCAACCCCAAAACAAGGAAGGAGAUAAGGAACAUCGAGUGGUUCCCGAUUGAGAAACUACCAUGUCACAGGAACGACAUGACUCCCAAGUCUAAACUUGGACUCGCCCCCAACAAGUUUUUCAUGGCCAUUCCUUUUGUCAGACCACUCCGAGAAUGGAUUGCCAAGCGUAAAGGAGAGUCUACAGACAGUGAUGAGGAUUUUGCAUCCAAUGGCAGCACUCCAUGCAAACCUCUAGACAAAGCACGCUCCAAGCAUCGACGGGCCCAGAUGUUGCCUGAGGCGUCUCCAGGAGAGGGGUGGGGGAAGCAGAAGCAACCCAAGCCUCUGGGACAGCUGAGCCAAUACGAGGUCUCUGAACUCUUGAAAGCCAAGAACCUCAAUGUGAAAGGCAAUGGGAAGAAGCACCAGGAUUCUCCCAACCUGAAGAAAAGGGCCAAUGGAGUCGGCAACCAGCAGAAAGAGGAGAAGAGACUUCAGCCCAGGAGACUGCAGGACAACUUCGACACAGAUGCAGCACUGCCAUCUGACACGUGCAGUUCCAUCAAUGGGCAGCAGGUGGUCUGCAACGGCAACUGUGAACACCUCUCCUCCAGGUCCUUCCUCAACUUCAAGUUCGACAGGGAAGCCAUCAUGAAAUGCUUUGACUCCUGAAAUAGCCAACGGACACCUUGGUCGUGUUCAGUAGGGACCAAAAGGAAGUAAAUGCAUUUUUUUUUGCUUUUCAUUGUAUGCCCUAAUGAACACGACCCUGGAAUGGCAGACUAGCAGAUACUUCAGUUCAAUGGAACGGCAGCCCCUCCAACCUUAGGGUUGAGAUGAAGAGUACUGACCACAUAUAUAUAAAAGCCUUCUGUCGUAGGUUAAAUUUUUUGUCAAGCACAGAAACGUGAACUAGGUGUCGCUGUUUGUUCAUUCAAGCCGAAUCCUUACUUUGGGAUUCUUAGUAACUUAGUUUCGCUUCCAGGAAAUCAUGCAGUGAUGUCAAUGGCAAAAAAUAGGGAUGAACAGUUUGUACUCUUGUGCACAGAUCUCUAGUUAGGAUUCAGCCCAUAUGAUCCAGAUUUACUAAGCAUUUGCAUCAGGUGCAAAUGUUGUACCUGUAUUUUUAUAGAGGGAAUUAAUCACAGAAAAUAGAGUUGGGGGGGGGGGGGGUUGAAAAUACAGGUUCUGAGAAGAAAGACGGUAAAGGUAGAUUUAAAGGUUAAAUAAAGGUAGAUGAAGAUAGAGUUUUAACUUUGGGGUUUCAUCCCCUGUUGACACGAACAAAGCAUAUGUUUAGUAAACCUGGCCAGUGAGUGAAGUCGGCGCCAUAACUUGCCCAGUUCAGUGUUUUUUUUUGUCUAAUUUUUAAUGGACGACAUAGCCCAACUUUGGUCAGUUUCACCGCCUUACCAACUGAGCUCCCGAUUUAUGUUUUAUGGCAGUGGUUCCCAACCAGGGGUCCUAGGACCACUUGGUGUACGUGGUCUAUCCACAGGGGGUACUUAAGAAGACUCAUGAGACCAUGGGACUGCUGGUAAAAUGCACAUGAGGGGGUACUGCAGGGGUACUCCGGGUAGAGCAAAAUUCAGUUGCAGUGGUACAGUAACCGAAAAAGGUUGGGAACCACUUUUUUUUGUGUAUAGCUGGUGUGAACUGAUCUGAGGCUAAGCACAGAGUACUGUACAUUGUGCUUCUACGCUUUAUCCCCAAAGUCAUAAGGCUGGUGUAGAUUGUCUUGUACAGGCAGUCAUGUUGAAUGGCUCAAGCAGUGUCCGCUCCAAGUAGCCUCGUCCUACCAACUGUGAUGCCAAUGGCCGCGUUCCAGGUCAAGCUUUUUUUGCAGUCGUGCAUCUCAGAAGUUUGCUAUAUGAUACAAAUUAGGUUUCCACAAUGUUAAAUGUGAUUUUGCGCAGCACGACUGCAAUAAAGACAACCUGGUACGUGUCCUAUGUCUGUCUUGUCUGGGGUCUGUAGCAGGGCUUGGUGCAGCUAGCCUGACUUCAGAGGCUGAUGGCAGAGAUGUAAGACUGAAACAGCUUGUGUUAAGAUUCUUCAGUGCAAAACACAUCACUCUCACAAUGCGCCUGGUUAACAAAGUAGCUUUACCUAUUCUACACCUGGAACAAGACAAAUCACAUUUUACACUAGGGAACAGUAACAGGGGGAUGUAAUCCUAAAACAAAACAGAAAUAAAAAUGUCCUGUUUUCUAGCUUUUGUUUGUUCUCCCUUCUAAAAAUGAUUCAAAACUGAAAGCACAGGUGCAAAGGCUUAGUAAAUUUAGCCCAAUAUGUGUGGUACAAAGCAUACUGCUAACUGGCAUACGACUGAAUGAAAUCAAUUUACCCUUGCAUCAUCAGUAUGCUUGUUGGAAGUAUUUCAGACCUCUGAAUCACAAUACCUUGCCUGCUAGGCUACUAUAUGUUAUGUUUUAAAUGGCAACAAGUCAUGGAACCCCAACUGUGACUGGAAUGUAAUGUAUGAUUGAACAAUAAAUUGACCCUACAUGUAGUCAAAGGUAGGUUUUUAGAGAACUUAUUGGUAAUAUUUUAAUUGAUGCUAAGUAAUGCAUUGUGGUUAUAAUGCAUGUAAUACUUGUCAUAAGCAUAUAUGAACCCCACUGUUUUAGUAAGUGUCAUCUCUUCAUGAUCCUUUAAUAGGACUUCUAUUUUCAGUCUGAAGCAUUGUAAGGGCUCAUACCUGCUUAUAACUGGUAAUGAAGCGUCAUACCUGCUUAUAACCGGUAAUGAAGCGUCAUACCUGCUUAUAACAGGUAAUGAAGUGUCAUACCUGCUUAUAACAGGUAUUGAAGCGUCAUACCUGCUUAUAACAGGUAUUGAAGCGUCAUACCUGCUUAUAAUAGGUAAUGAAGCGUCAUACCUGCUUGCAUUAAGUUUGUAGAGCAUUACAAACUUCAUGUUCAGAGGUGGUUAUUCAACAAUACAUGAACAUAGGCUUCUGAUUCAGGAGGGCGCAACGUUACAGAAUGUUUACAUAGAAAUAGAUUGUGUAGAAGAUACACACUUCAUGUAGAAUCGAGACUCUUCAUCAUUACAUGUCUACGUUGCACCUCACGGAAUCAGUCCCAUGAUUCAAUCUGAGUAAGAGACAGUCUCAACAGGAACCUGUUAGAGAUGUUAAAAGACGUACGUCCCCUCUUGGGAGAAACACUCUUUGAUCUUGUUCUGGUGACACUUCCUAACGGCAGUCAUUUCCCCGUCUGUGGUCGGCACUGCGCUGAGACAGGGUAAUGAUCCCAUGUGUGUUGGUGUGUAUUUCGGCGUUUCCAGCAGCAAGCUCUGAUAAUAAAGAAUUAAAAUACUGGUCAGAAGUGUCCUGUAACCUCUGAGAAAAAAUAUGAGUUUUGAUAUUAGGUACGGUAUGCUGAUGAACCCGCGGGACUAUGACGAAGCAGGACUUUCCUUUUGAUUAACAGUGUUGUAUUCACCGCGUAUGGUUCAUUCUCAUGUGUCUGUAACAAAUACCUGUUCAUAAGGGUACAACAUUGAAAUGUAUUGUGUAUAUAUGAUGGUCUGUCAUAUAGAAUAGGGAACCAUGUCAGCUCUAUUCGUUACAUUUCUAUCUGCAAUGUUCUGAACUUCCUCUGUUGAUUUGGAGAAUUGCAUUAGUGGUGUGGUUACAUCUGAAAGCCGUUGACCUGAGGUUGAUGGAUAUAAGCAGGACUUCCUCUUAUCUUCAUGUGUAACUCGUUUUCAAUGCCUAUCAUUAUUCUUUUGAGAUCGUAGGCUUUCAUUUUAAAUACUGUACUGUCGGGGGGGGUUUCCCCGUUUUUCUUUUUUUUAAGAAAGUUGAGUUAUUUGUAACAUGGUCAGUUGCAGCUCAAGUUGCUUCUGUUAUUUCAUUUAGGAAAUUUAGAAAAUAAUUUAUCUCAACCAUUUGCUAUACUUUAUGGGUAUCACUUCAUUUGAAAGGGUACUUAGCAAGGACUUCCUGACACAUUCAUUCCAUCAAUGGCUAUGUCAACAUCCACAAUGUUAUCGAUUCAUUAUUUCACAGUAAUGCCCUUGUGAUUGUUGACAUAAGAAUGUACUGAUUAUGA